This is a messenger RNA of Aspergillus mulundensis, 972 nucleotides long. RefSeq names its product inositol phosphorylceramide synthase regulatory subunit KEI1. Lineage: Eukaryota; Fungi; Ascomycota; Eurotiomycetes; Eurotiales; Aspergillaceae. Bases 1 to 972 code for a protein of 323 amino acids. The record is from RefSeq and is a predicted model, not a curated record. The transcript has a single exon. Gene Ontology annotation, biological process: inositol phosphoceramide metabolic process. Gene Ontology annotation, cellular component: Golgi membrane; inositol phosphoceramide synthase complex. Gene Ontology annotation, molecular function: inositol phosphoceramide synthase regulator activity.
AUGAGUCUACAAACAGGCGCUUCGCUGAUUACGCUGUCACUACUUCUUAACAAAAUUAGCGGUCUCUAUGGCUUGCUCGCACUGCUGACCGGAUACCACCUCUCGCCAGUUCAGCUGUCGAUGUACCUCUACUCCCUCAUCGCACUCGCCAGCACAGUACUGCUCUUCCCGCACAUCCGAAAACAAUCUCCCCUGCAAUGCCUUGCGCUCGCCUGGCUGUAUGUUUUCGACAGCGCGAUCAACGCCGCCUACACCGCGGCUUUCGGCGUGACUUGGUUCUUGGUUAUCGCCCAGCACACGGACGACGACAACAAGAAAGCAUCCGGCCCCGGUAGCGAUACGAUCGGCCAGACUGCUGGAUUCACCGGCUCCGAAUACGACACAUCCAAGACCGCCGCUAGAACCUCCUUCAGCGCGAGGAACGAUCAGUUCGGCAAUGCGGUCUCUCAGCCCGAGAGCUUCCAGAGCAUCUUCUUCAUCUGUGUGCUAUGGACUAUCCGUCUGUACUUCGUCUUUGUGAUGCUAGCGUUUGCUCGCCAAACUCUGCGACUGUACGUUGCUAUGCCUCGUCACACCCAGCUCCCCACCCACAGCCGGAAUACGUCCGUCGCUAGCAUGGCGAGUGUCGCCGACAUCGACCGGGAGCCGUUCUCGCCAUACACCCCCGAAGGCCAGGGAUGGAAGGGAAAACUGGGACGCGCCAUGAUCAGUGUCGGCAGGAACUACUGGCUUGGUGAGGAGGACGAUGGAAACGGCGACUGGGUCAACAUGAGCCACCGCUUCCGCCCUAGCGGACAGGGCAGUGAACUUCCUGGCGCUCUCGAGCGUGAGAGGAGACGUCGAUCGGGAACUGGACCGCCUAAACCAUCUCAGUCUGUCGUGCAAGCCGCCUCUUUGCAGCAGCCCAUUCACGAAUCGCUCCCAAGUCCGGGCUUGACCAUCAAAGUUCAGGAUUGGGACGAGACAAGGUAG